UAUUUCUGGUGUUGUAGCCCGCCGCGGCGGAUUCACUUGAGAGUUUUACUCUGUUGUAAAAUGAUCCCGGAGAACACUAAAAUUGGGAAACCCAGCCCUCUGGCAAAUGCUGGUUUUUGGUCGCAGCUUUUUUUAUGCUGGGUGAGUCCUUUGCUACAUCUGGGACACAAGCAAAGACUGGAGGAAAGAGACCUUUAUACAAUCCUUCCUGAAGAUGAAUCAGAAGUACUGGGACAAGAACUUCAGAGGUGCUGGGAUCUUGAAGUUAAAAAGGCCACAAAACAACUGCGGAAGCCCAAACUGACGAAAGUCCUUAUUAAGUGCUAUGGGAAGUCUUACGCUGUAGCAGGAAUCUUCGCAUUUUCCAUGGAGGCCAUUAAAGUCAUCCAGCCACUCCUUCUUGGAAAAAUAAUAAUGUUUUUUGAGAAUUAUGAUGCAGAUGAACACAUAAGCCUUUACUCUGCGUACAGCUGUGCUGCUGCUAUGUGCAUCUCCACCUUCGGCUUAACUAUCCUACAGCAUCUCUACUACUAUUUCGUUGUAAGAACAGGCAUGAAGAUGAGGGUAGCUGUAUGUCACAUUAUAUACUGCAAGGCUCUUCGUCUCAGCAGCCAAGCGAUGGGACAGACCACCACUGGCCAAAUUGUAAACCUUCUUUCAAAUGACGUCAACCGUUUUGAUGAGAUUACACUCAAUCUGCACUAUCUGUGGGUGGGACCUUUACAGGCAGUUGUGAUUAUCACUUUCCUUUGGUAUGAGAUUGGGCCCUCAUGUCUAGCAGGUGUGGCUGUCCUCAUCCUCAUGAUGCCCGUGCAGACAUGGUUUGGAAAGCUUUUUGGAAUCUUCCGGAGUAAAACAGCAGUACUAACUGACACUCGGAUCCGCAUCAUGAACGAAGUCGUGUCUGGAAUCCGAAUCAUCAAGAUGUACGCUUGGGAAAAGCCCUUCUCAUCUCUAGUCACAGAGUCUAGAAGACAGGAAAUAAACCAAAUCAUGAAGAGCUCCUAUCUGCGAGGACUCAACAUGGCCUCGUUCUUUGCCAGCAGUAAAAUUGUGGUUUAUGUCACCUUCUUGGUCUACGCACUGGUGGGCAAUAGCAUCAGCGCCAGUCGAGUUUUCGUCACGGUGUCCCUAUACGGAACCAUCAAGCUCACGGUCACACUCUUCUUCCCACUGGCUAUUGAAAAACUGUCAGAGACCAUCGUCAGUAUUCACAGGAUCAAGAAUUUCCUCCUGCUGGAUGAAAUGAGUACAAGAACGUUAACACUGGAGGAAAAGAACCCAAACAGCAUUGAGUUGAAGAGGCUGACAUGCUACUGGGAUAAGCUUCUGGAUUCACCAUCCCUCCAAGACAUCUCCCUCACUGUGAAAUCACACCAGCUCUUAGCUGUAAUAGGACCAGUGGGGUCAGGAAAGUCGUCCUUGUUGAGCGCCAUUCUGGGCGAGCUAUGUCAAGACACUGGAACCUUGACGGUCAGAGGUCAGCUCAACUAUGCGUCCCAGCAGCCAUGGGUGUUUCCAGGAACCAUUCGGAGUAACAUCCUGUUCGGGAGGAGGAUGGAUCCUGAGAAGUAUGAGCGCAUAUUAAAAGCCUGUGCUCUAAAGAAGGACCUAGAGUUACUCCCGAAUGGAGACCUGACCCUCAUCGGUGACAAGGGAGGCACCCUCAGCGGCGGGCAAAAGGCUCGCAUUAACUUGGCCAGAGCGGUGUAUGAGGAGGCAGAUAUCUACCUCUUGGAUGAUCCUCUGAGCGCUGUGGAUGCCGAGGUUGGAAAAUAUCUCUUUGAGAAGUGCAUCUGUGGCCUGCUGAAGAACAAGUGUCGCAUUCUGGUUACUCACCAACUUCAAAAUCUGGGAGCAGUUGAUCACAUAGUGGUGGUCAAGGAGGGUCGUAUCAUCGCCCAGGGUACCUACAGUGAGUUGCAGAGCUUUGAGCUGGAUGUGGGAUUCCUUACAAAAAGCCAGGAUGAACAGGAACAUCCGUAUUUGUCAGCCAGCUGUGAAAGGGAGUCACUCCUUAGCAAGAAGACAGAUAACUCGAACACUUCGAACCACUCGAACAGCACUCUCCUGCCCCCAGAGGGAAGUGGCCCUGAUCUAUGUCCCGUUGAAAAUGCACAUACUGAAGAGGAGGAGGCCCGUGCUGAAGGAAAUGUCAGUAGGGACAUUUAUGUCAAGUAUUUUACCGCCCACUGUCAUCCUCUGAUCUUACUGGCUAUUGUACUGCUCAGUGUCAUCGCUGAGGCUGCAUACAUUCUACAGGACUGGUGGCUGGUGUUCUGGGCCAAAGAGGAGCUCAACCAGACCAGCACAGUUGUGACUAUUGUGAAAGACACCAAUGAGACUGGCUUACACCAAGGCAACAGUCUACCAUUUUAUCUGGGCAUAUAUUCUGGUUUGACUGCAGCGGCCGUGGUCUUAGGGUAUGUCAGGAGCUUAGUGAUCUUUCACGGGCUAGUGAGAUCCACUCAGAUGUUGCACAACCGCAUGUUCAGCGCUGUCCUCCGAGCACCAGUCCGCUUCUUUGACAUCAACCCAAUAGGAAGAAUCCUCAACCGCUUUUCCAAGGAUAUUAGCCAGAUGGACUCCCUGUUACCACUCACCUUUGUGGACUUUUAUCAACUUUUUUUGCAGAACCUGGGUGUGCUUGCGGUGGCGGCCUCCAUCAUCCCUCUCCUACUACUCUGCAUCACUCCCCUGCUCUUUAUCUUCCUGUACCUGCGACGAUACUAUCUUGCGACAUCACGAGAUAUCAAACGUCUGGAAUCCACAACACGCAGUCCAGUCUUCUCCCAUCUUUCGUCAUCCCUUCAGGGCCUGUGCAGCAUCCGAGCCUUCAGAGGAGAGGAGAGGUUAACCAAAGCUUUUGACUUCCACCAGGACCGACACUCAGAAGCGUGGUUUCUCUUCCUGAUGGCCUCUCGCUGGUUUGCCCUACGUCUGGACAGCAUUUGCUCAGUCUUUAUCACCGUUGCAACAUUUGGGUGCAUUUCACUCCGAGAUGGGUUGGAGGCUGGUGAGGUGGGCCUGGUGCUGACGUACGCCGUGACUCUUGUUGGAAACUUCCAGUGGACCGUGAGGCAAAGUGCAGAGCUGGAGAACAUGAUGACAUCCGUAGAAAGGGUGGUGGAAUACACAGAGUUAAAAGGUGAAGCACCCUGGGAAACCCAGACACGGGCUCCUGUCGAUUGGCCCAGUCGAGGCCAGGUGACCUUUGAGAAGGUGCAUUUGUCAUACAGCGCUGACGGCCCUCUUAUCCUGAAGGACAUCAAUGUCAUCUUCUUCCCCAACGAGAAGGUGGGUGUUGUGGGCCGAACGGGAGCGGGGAAAAGCUCGCUGGUGUCAGCCCUCUUUCGCCUGGUGGAGCCACAAGGGAACAUCUACAUUGAUGGGGUGUUGACCUCAGAGUUGGGCCUGCACGACUUGCGGCAGAAGAUGUCGAUCAUACCUCAGGACCCAGUGCUCUUUACUGAUACAGUGAGGAAGAACCUGGACCCCUUUCACCAGCAUCAGGAUGCUGAACUGUGGACGGCUCUAGAGCAGGUCCAGCUCAAGUACAUGGUGGAGGAGCUUCCAGCAAAGUUAGAGACAGUUCUAGCUGAGUCUGGCUCCAACUUCAGUGUAGGUCAGAGGCAGCUGGUGUGUCUGGCGAGAGCCAUCCUGAGGAGGAACCGCAUCCUCAUCAUCGAUGAGGCCACUGCCAACGUGGACCCCAGGACGGAUGAGCUGAUACAACUAACCAUCCGACGGGAGUUCCAAGAUUGCACUGUGUUAACCAUUGCACACCGACUCAACACAAUCAUAGACAGCGAUCGCAUCCUGGUGCUGGAUGAGGGCAGAGUACAAGAGUUUGAUCGCCCUUUUGUCCUUCUUCAGAACAAAGACGGUGCUCUGUACAGGUUGGUCCAGCAGUUGGGUGAGACUGAGGCUGAAGCUUUGUUGAAGGUGGCUGAACAGGCAGCGACAGCGACCUGAAUGCUGAAAGUUGGCUGAACAGCAAACAAUCAGGAUCGCAUGUAAAUGUUGUAAGCAGCAAGAGAAGAAGCACCGAAUGAGGUUUGUCAGGGUUGAAGGACGUCCAAGAGGUGACUCUAAUUUUUUUUUUGUUUUUUUUUCCACACUUUGAAAGUGUUUCUUCAGAGUCAUUCGCUCCGAGGUUAGAAGAAUUGAGACUACCUUAUAAUGUCAGUUGUUUGACUGUAUUUAAAAAGGAUGUUGACAAGACAAUCACACCAAUAUGAAAUUAUAAUCAUUAGUCUUUACAAGUGUUGAAAAAAUCUAUAGCAUUUGAUCAAGAUCAACUGCAUCAGAAGAAGGUAAAACCUUUGAAGGGGAGUCUGCUCAAUAGUGGAGGGGAAAGCAUUGAUGUCAAAGUCUGUGUUUUGCUUUACAAUCUCAAAUAUUUAAGACAUUUUACAAGUGUUCAUGACCUGGAUUACUGACGAUCUACAUUCAAUUAUAUCGCCUUGCACAAUUUGAAGGACAGCUAGUGCAUGCAGCCACGAAAACCUGCGGAUACAAAGAGCAAUGCGCUCAGUCUGAGAUGCAGACAGAAUGAGCUCAUACUAUGUAAAAAUCUGUCUUUAUUCCAUUUGCAAGUCCACAAAUUCUCCAGAAAGCACAAACUUUACUAGUACUGACGCACUUAAAAGGAGGUCAACCAGAGCUCCUGACAACACCAAAGCACUUGAACUGACAUAGUUAUUGAAGGACGGUUCUCCAUUAGUGGACGCAGUCCAGAUGGACGAGCAUCAACAAGCACGGAAAUGUAAACUGACAACCACCCUACCCUACAAGAAAAAGAAGACUAACCUUCUGCCAACUUAAAAGAAGGAUCAGGAACUUUUGUCACUGGGAAUAAUGGCUAAGCCAUGCUCUUUUGGCAGAGAGAUGGUGGGCUACUACUCAAAGACAUCACAACCAAACAUUUUACACUCCUGUGAAAAAUAUUUUUUCCACAAAUCCCGACGAUGAAUGUUUGAGUCCCAAUCCGUCUCAAGUCAAUCACCUUCUGUCACUGGAAGAUCCCUGGUGCCUAUUGUUUACAAACACUGGCUUGUCAGGUUUUAGUACAACAAAAGAUGACAGACCAUUGCCUGCAAUCAGGAGAGCCCCCAAAUGACAGUGGUAGAAAGUGGUUUAUUUUUGUCCUUGGACCCAUAGUGUUACUUUACCAUGGGGCCUCAAAUUCCAGAUGGCAUUUCUCCCUGCAAUAGCAACAAUACGGUUUAAUGUGUUAGUUUGGCGGGGCCCCUAGUGGCUACUGGCCUUUUUAUUUUUGUAACAUUAGUGUAAACUUCACAUAGCCCCUAUGUCAUAGGGUCUGAGCCAAGAUCCAAGCCCAUCCUGGUCAGUCACGUCUACUAAAAAAAUUACAAAGAUUUCAUUGCAUCACCAAACAUCAAUAAAAAUCCAAUGUCAUAUACUGUACACUGAAUUCACUGUAUGCAUUACAAAUAUGACUAAUGUUCAUAAAAUCUGGGCAUACCAAAUACUCGUAUUUCUAAGAAUACUGUGAAUUUCUCAGAGGAUUUUAGUGCAUCAGUUACUGUCUUCUUUGAAAACACUUUUUCCUAAACCAACCAAACAUCUCACUGUCUGCUUUUGCUUUGUGAUUUUUAUAUUGAUAAGCUAUUUGGUUUUUGUCAUUUUACUUUUUUAUCAUAUCAUACCAAUUUUGCUGCUUUCAUUUUAGAUUCAUCUUGAUUUUCAAGUGUUCACAACAUCAAAUGUUUUAUUUCCAAUUUCUUUGCCUCUGAAAAGCACUUUGGACUUUCCUUUGUGUGUGAAUGGUGCUAUAAAAAUAA
Molecule: messenger RNA, 5807 nt
Organism: Corythoichthys intestinalis (scribbled pipefish)
Lineage: Eukaryota; Metazoa; Chordata; Actinopteri; Syngnathiformes; Syngnathidae
Product: ATP-binding cassette sub-family C member 4-like
Exons: 31
Coding region: 61-3975 (1304 amino acids)
Biological process (GO): transmembrane transport
Cellular component (GO): plasma membrane
Molecular function (GO): ATP hydrolysis activity; ABC-type transporter activity; ATP binding
Source: RefSeq, a predicted model, not a curated record